Mesitornis unicolor (brown roatelo) is the source of this 1691-nucleotide messenger RNA. RefSeq names its product tensin-3-like. Lineage: Eukaryota; Metazoa; Chordata; Aves; Mesitornithiformes; Mesitornithidae. Gene Ontology annotation, molecular function: protein binding. The annotation marks the transcript as partial. The record is from RefSeq and is a predicted model, not a curated record. The transcript has 11 exons.
AAUCUCGAAGUUACACAGAAGCUGUUAACCACUCUCUGGUGAUGUCUGACAGCAGCUUGGGCACCAACCCUGCCUUGCUGAGGGCCAGCGUGCAGGCAGAUCCUUCCUUUCAGCGCUGUUUUGCAUCUUCAUGUACUGUUUCAAGUCCUAUCCCAGGGGGAGAAAGCUCUUCUGCAGCAGAACGUCCUUGGCUUGAAAGCAGCCCUAAAGCUUCCCCAUCGCUCCCGCUUUCAAUGGGAAACAGCAGGCCACCGGGAGGUUACCUUGCACCCUCUGAAUUUUCAAAUGCCGCACAAGAUGUCUCGCUCAUGUCUCAUUUCCAAACUCCAGGACUGCAAGUUGUCACCCUGAGCAGCCUGGAGAAUUCACCAGCAGAGCCACAGCAAGAACCUGCUGUCAGCAGCAGUACCCGGGCCUACCUGAGCUACACCGGAGGCAACAUGGGCAGUAGCUCCCCCCAGGAGGAGAAACAAGCUACUUUCGUAGCCAAUACUAACAUCUCUCCUAAAACCAUGAGCUCUUCAGUGGCAAGUGCCGAGGACAAUGGCUUUUUGACACAAAACUUUCUUACAGUGGCCGCUGGACACAUUAGCCAGAACAGUGCAGUUCAGCAGCACCAUGGAGGGAAUCUACAUGCUCAGCCGCCUCUUCCAGAGAAAAAGAGGUCCUCUGAAGGAGACCGUUCCUUUGCCUCCGUGUCACCUUCUUCAAGUGGCUUCUCUAGCCCCCACAGUGGAAGCACAAUCAGCAUCCCCUUCCCGAAUGUCCUCCCAGACUUCUCAAAAAUGCUAAGCACUUCCCCGGUGCCAGAAAACACAACUGAUAAACAUGUGACUGUAAAAUUUGUCCAGGAUACAUCCAGGUUCUGGUAUAAGCCAGAUAUUUCAAGAGAACAAGCCAUUGCUGUUCUCAAGGACAAGGAGCCUGGGUCAUUUAUUGUUCGAGACAGCCAUUCUUUCCGGGGAGCCUAUGGGCUAGCAAUGAAAGUUGCUACACCACCUCCUUCAGUGCUGCAGUUAAACAAGAAAGUUGGAGAUUUGUCAAAUGAGCUUGUAAGGCAUUUUCUGAUUGAAUGCACGCACAAGGGGGUGCGCUUGAAAGGAUGCCCAAAUGAACCAUAUUUUGGGAGUUUGACAGCUCUGGUGUAUCAGCACUCCAUCACUCCUCUGGCAUUGCCCUGCAAGCUCCUCAUCCCAGACAGAGAUCCCUUGGAGGAGAUCGCAGAAACUUCUCCACAGACUGCUGCAAACUCGGCAGCAGAGCUUCUCAAACAGGGUGCAGCCUGUAAUGUUUGGUACCUGAAUUCGGUGGAGAUGGAGUCCCUCACGGGGUACCAGGCAGUACAGAAAGCCUUGAGCCUGACGCUGAUUCAGGAACCUUCUCCUACCUCCACCGUUGUCCAUUUCAAGGUGUCUGCGCAGGGAAUCACGUUGACAGAUAAUCAAAGAAAGCUCUUUUUUCGGCGACAUUAUCCAGUCAACACUGUUAUUUUCUGUGCUUUGGAUCCACAAGACAGAAAAUGGAUGAAAGAUGGCCUGUCUGCAAAAGUAUUUGGGUUCGUGGCCAGGAAGCAAGGCAGUGCCACAGACAAUGUGUGCCACCUGUUUGCAGAGCAUGAUCCAGAGCAACCCGCCAGUGCCAUUGUGAACUUUGUAUCAAAGGUCAUGAUCGGGUCCCAGAAGAAGAUCUGA